Molecule: messenger RNA, 7428 nt
Organism: Salmo salar (Atlantic salmon)
Lineage: Eukaryota; Metazoa; Chordata; Actinopteri; Salmoniformes; Salmonidae
Source: RefSeq, a predicted model, not a curated record
CACUGCUCUGCCCUCACUGGAGCCAUGUUGUCAUUUUCUCUUACUGUAUACUGUAUUCUAGAAUGUGUUUGAAUUGUUGUAUCUGCUUGCUGUUCUGUUCCUCAUUAAGAAAUUCUUUCCAACGUUCACAACACAAUUCUUACGGUCUCUGUGUGUUUCUCUGUCACACUGCAUGUGUUUUCUCCUCAUGAAUCCACUUAUAUGCCUGUCUGUGAGUGAAUUAUAUUAUCUCAGAGGCUUAUUCCGUCCAUAUUCCUGUAGUAACGGUGAGCUAGGGAGAGAAACACUGGGGUUUGUUUACCCUCUACUACAUAAUACAUUGCUGAUGCUAGGGAUGUUGGGGAGAGAAAUGGUGGCUGGCAGGUCUUUAGCAUUCUGCUGUGACCUCAGUGGACUACCAAUUACUGGAGUGGAGUUUAACCCAAGGCAGAUGUCUCUAAGCAGCCCACAGAAACCAACAGACACUGUGUUAUUGAGUCUCAUUAUACACUUUAAACUGGAGAGAGAGUUCCUACACCACAAUGACAAGAACUUCAUGAGAUUCAAACCUAGUCAAAUGAAAAACAUCACUUAAAACCUUAAGUUAGCAGAGUGAUCCAAAUGAGGGAGAGGUGUUUAAGGAGUUUCUCUUUGGGAUGGGGCCCUUCCCUUCCAACCCCCUCCACACCCGCCAACUCUCCUCUAGUGUCAUACCUGGUGUAAAUAAUUCAGCCUGGAAAGUGGGUAUUCACAGUGAGGCAGUGAUGUAUGCUGUACGUACGCGAAGACAGUCUCUCGUCAUACGAGAACCUUACAGACUCAAUAAUUAAUCCAUCCACUGGCUGUAGAGCCGCUUGCUAGCCAUUAGCUCACUAACCUGGAACAGUGAGCAGGUGUUUGGUUGUUUUAAGGUGGCUCUCUCUGUGUGUAGAGGAAUUUUACAAUCUAGAUCAGGGAAUAGCAGACAGUGGCUGUGUGGUUCUGAGGGUGGCUUGUCAGUCAUAGAGAAUUGUAUUAUGUCCUCCUCGCUGUAGGUCAAUGCCAUGGGUCUAGGAGAGACCUUUAAUGUAGAAGGAUUUAACCCCAGGUCUUUCAAGUCCUUUAAUAUAGAGAUGUAUCCCCAAACAACGGUUCUAACUCCCACGUCUGAAUAGAAAGCAGUGCCAGCUCUGUCCUAUACUCUCCAGAUUAAGUAUGUGCCAAUUAGCAUCUCCUCCAUUUAGUAAAACCUCUCCAGUCUGUCCAGAGUGCUGGAACUUCUACCUUUUUUACCUCGGCCAUGAAUUAAACAUGAGUCACAUGGUGGACCCUCACUCGCCAUUGCAACUGUGUGCUUACCCAGGUAGCCCUGGCAACGGUUACCAGGACAUUGGCUAAAGAGAGCUGGAUAGAGAGCAAAGGUUAACAGGCUAAAUCGAACAACGAGGUUAUUUCCACAUUUCCUUCCCUGGCUUUCUCUUGCUCCCUCAUUUGAUCUCUCCUGCAUUUUCUCUCUCUCGCUCUCUCUCUCCUUCUCCCUUUCGCCUCUCUCUCUUCCUCCCUCUUUAUCUCCCUUGACCUCGAUCUCUCUGUAUUAAAGUUGAAUGUGUUGCUCUUAGAAUACAGAGAAGAGAGACCGAGGAAGACGGUGCGUGUGAGAGCAGAUUAACCUCCCCAUGGGCAAUUCUGUCCACGGUGCAAUAGAUGUAUCAUUUAGAUUUUCCCUUGUUCUCAACAACUAUCGCUAUUGAUUAAACAUCCAGUCACUCAUCAGAUCAAAGUCGCUUAUCUAUAUACUGUAAAUGGAUGAACGAAUGGGUGUGGAAAGUGAAAUGGAUAGACCGAUUGGUGGAUAGUGGAUACCUAUGCUCUCUCCGUGGAGCUUAAAUCGGAGUAGGAAACUAUUGCCACGCGCGUUUGUUUGAGACGUAGCCCGGGGUUGAUGACAAAGGACUCUGGUGAAGAGAUACAGGUAGCUCGGCCAAGACGUCCUGCACCCAUCGAGGUCCCCACAUUGGCAGCCCCGGCGCUACAAGUUCCCAGAAGUAAGAGAGCCCCAGCAGUACCAGUACCAGAGAAGAAAGCAGUACCAGUACCAGAGAAGAGAGCAGCACCAGUACCAGAGGACACUACAGCCUUAUUUGGGCCUCCGCUGGAGACAGCCUUCGGAGAGCAGAAAACUGAAGUGGGUAUAUCUGAGCCAGUGGUGUGUGGCGUGUGGGGUGCUCCUCUACCUGAGUCUGAGUCACUGAGCCCAGACUUCUCUUUCACAAGACCCUUCCCUACAGGCACUCCGCCCCCGCUUCCGCCCAAGAAUGUCCCGACCUCCCCCCCUCUGACUGGCUCCCCCUCUGCAGAUGCUGCUGGUUUGUCAAUAAAGGCAGAAGGCUCAGGGAGGAAGACCUCCGUCCCAAAUCUGGACAACAUUUUCGGCCCAGCGGAACCCCCUGCCUUUGGCGAGGAGUCUGCCGACAAGUGGAUCUGCUUCAGCGAGGAGGAAUCCGCAGCCUCUGAAAAACCACCCCCUUCAACAUCCCCAACCCCUCCAGAAGAUCCCCCCGCCCCUCCUGUACCCACCUCCCCUCUCCCUCUGGAUGACCCUGUCCCUGCCUCCUCUCUCUCCCCUCUCCCCACCUCCCCUCCCCCUCUUGAUGACCCUGUCCCUGCCCCCUCUCUCUCCCCUCUCCCCACCUCCCCUCCCCCACAGGAAAAACCUGUCUCUCCAUUACCCACCUCCCCACCCCCUACAGAUGAACCACUGCCCCCCCUACCCACUGUCCCACCCACGCCUAAAGACCCUACACCCCCACCCUCACCACUUUCUCCAAAGGACCCUACACCACCCCCCACUCCCACACCCACUGUUGUCCCCACUCUCGACUUAACCUCCAGCAUCGCCCCUGUUCCCCCUGUCACCUCACCCCCCAGCACUGCCCCUGUCCCCUCUGCAGUCCCCUCUUCUCCCAAAGCAAGCACACCUGUCUCCCCCACCAGUCCCCCUGCCCCUGUGGAGGCACCCUCACGCACCAUCCCCCCGCCCCUCGUCUUGGCCGCGGAGGAACGGAGGAGUCCUGAAGCAGCAGCUCUGCCUGUCCCACCCGACCCUCCAAAAGAGGACCUCAGUGAAACCACCACCACCACCGUGUCACCCAAAGAUGUUGGCCAGGUUUCCCGUGUUGCGCCUCCCCCUCCUCCACCCCCUACAUACAGGGCAGUGGUGUCCUCGCCAGGACCAACGACAGGGGGUACGGGUAGUGGAGCGUCCUCUCCGGCUCGACCUGCUACACCGUCAGCUCCAUCAGCUGUUGUCAGCAGCCCCACCCCGCCCCCACCUCCGCCACGCCCUUCCUCACGACCCAAACUGCCUCCUGGGAAACCUAGCAUGGGAGACGUGAGCCGGCCUUUUAGUCCCCCGUUCAGUCACUCGUCCAGCCCCCCUCCAAUCGCACCCCUGGCUCGGGCCGAGAGCACUUCCUCUAUCUCCUCCAACAACUCCUUGAGUGCAGCCACCACCCCCACCGUUGGUAAAGAUCUCACUGUCUCUGUGUCAGAGAAUGACCAGCCUUCCCUGGUUUGGUUUGACAGAGGAAAGUUUUAUUUAACCUUUGAAGGCUGCUCCAGGGGACCAAGCCCUCUCACCAUGGGGGCACAGGACACCCUUCCGGUGGCGGCAGCUUUUACUGAAACAGUCAAUGCCUUCUUCAAAGGAGCCGACCCCAACAAGUGUGUUGUGAAGACCACAGGUGAGAUGGUGCUGUCGUUUCCAGCGGGGAUCACUCGGCACUUUGCCAAUAACCCGUCCCCUGCCGUGCUAACCUUCAGCAUAACCAACUACAGCCGGCUGGAGCAUGUGCUGCCUAACCCCCAGCUACUCUGUUGUGACACCGCGACAUCACCCAACCCUGACUGCAAGAACUUCUGGGUGAACAUGCCAAACCUGAUGACCCAUCUAAAGAAGGUGGCCGAGCAGAAACCCCAGGCCACAUACUACAAUGUGGACAUGCUCAAGUACCAGGUAUCAGCGCAGGGCCUCAUUUCGACACCCCUGAACCUGGCAGCCAGUUGGCGGUGUGUGCCCACCAGCACGGACCUCCGAAUAGACUACAAAUACAACGGCAGCGCCAUGACAACACCCGUGGCUCUCAACAACGUCCAGUUCCUGAUCCACGUGGACGGAGGGGUCACCAAGCUACAGGCUGUGCUUCCCCCCGCCGCAUGGAACGCAGAGCAGCAGAGAAUCCUGUGGAAGAUUCCUGAUAUUUCCCAGAAAUCUGAAAAUGGAGGCGUUGGCUCAUUGUUGGCACGGUUCCAGCUGUCGGAGGGUCCCAGUAAGCCCUCUUCCCUGGCGGUCCAGUUCACCAGUGAGGGCAGCACCCUGUCAGGCUGCGAUAUAGAGCUGGCAGGGCCCGGGUACCGCUUCUCACUCGUCAAGAAGAGGUUCGCAGCAGGAAAAUACUUGGCAGACAACUGAUACUCCACCCUACUGUUGCACAACACUACUGAACAAAUACACUGAACGUCAUCAUCUCAAUGGACUUCUACUGAGUAAUGGAAACCUACAACACCACCACCUCCCUACAGACAGACAGACAGACAGACAGACAGACAGACAGACAGACACUCCUUUCUAAACCCGCGAGAUAGACAGGCCCAGGCCACACAGCCUACUGUACCCAACAGUAUUGUAUAACUUGCAUUUAGCGUUGUGGACAGUUUUAAAGGUGUAACUAUUGUAUUUGUAAAAUGUAUUCAUUUCAGAACAUCUGUAUUGCUGCGGUUAUAGACACCCAUCCCAGGUUUACCCUCCUCUCUAAAGCCUCUGUCUCUCUCCCCUCUCCAAGAUGUGGUGUUGUUUAACCCUUAACGCAGCUGCCUAGCUAAUCAACCGCACCGCAACCACAAACCCACGGUUUCAAUGGUGAACAAAACACUAUUUAUUUUAGACGCGUUAACAAAGAUGUUAUGCUAAGAGAGGAUGAGGAUGCAUGUAAAAGAAGACUGCUUGGUUGUGUCAUUGCGUGAACUAUAGAUGAAUAGGCGCACCAUGAUGUGAGAGGUUUCGCUCUCGCCAAAAUCUUUUCAAAAUAAGCCCAAUGUGUUUCUAUGGGCUUUUUUUGGGACUUUGUCGCCUGCCUUCCCGCCUUUGGGACAACGACUCCCAAUGUUAGGGCGGAGACCUGAGCAUCUAGUCAUAAUAUACAGAUCUCUGGCUUAACAGAGGGGCUAGUUCUUCCUCAUGCUGCCUCUCGCAUGCCUGUGAUUGGACACAGUUAAGAGCUACCAUAGGAUUCUGGGUAAUGGAGUUUUUAUACUGUUGGCUUUAACAGUUGAUUUGUUUGCAUGCCCUCCACACAGGCACAACAGGGUCAAAGGACAUUGUUUAUUUGGAUGAUGUAGAUCACCACCAUACUCCUCCUCUCCCUUCUUUGAAUGCACUGAUUUAAUACCCUGUUGGAACAUUUACUCUCAUAAGUCCUGAAUAGUUGGGCAGCUGCAACAAUAAGUCAAUUCCUGGUUGCAAUAUAAAACAAAUAUAAGACGUUUCCCUUUAGAAAAACCUGUACAAAGUGUCAUUUUAAAUUGAUAAUAUAUAUCUUAAAGGGCGUUUUGGUGUUUUCCUUGUAUUGUCAAAUAGCCUUUGUUGUUCCUGAGACAGCAGUGGCAGACUUACUUCAGAGUACAUUACAGCAUUCUAUUUUUAUUUAUUGAUGAUAAUGAUUUAUUGUAUAAAGUAUGUGAUUCUGUAUAUGAAUAUAAUUUGAAUGGUAUCACAAUUUAGAAUCCUUAAAGGUAUACAUAUUUGAAUGAUCUUUUUUGUUAUCUGUGGAGUUGGGUAACCUGUGUACAGUAUAUGGUAUAAUUUUUGAAUUUAUUUGAGAUAUAAUUUUUUAACUCAAGUGCAACAGACAAUUUGAGCUAUAUAUGGGCAUUGGGUGGGAGGGGGUAUAAAUGACAACAACAAAAAACAGAAUGAAUAACUACCUGGAUGCGUACGUCAUGCUUUAUGAAAGUUAUAACCAUGGAUCGUCAGUCAGCUUUUGACCAUUUUAGGCCCUGUUUCCAUUCACCGCGAUGUGUUCCUACCUACCUGAAACCCCCUGAAUGCACAUUAUUCUGCGUCAAACAGCAUGAACACUCCCCUUCAGAUCAAACCAACCAGCGCUUGAAUCCAUGGCUUUAUUUUGCAUAAUGGUAACGGUCUCUGUGAGAUGACAUGGUGACGAGGUUUUUGGAGGGAGGUUAGAUGACCAAAACGCUUUUUGUAUUUAUGUGUGUACUCCAGACAGUCCUCUAUAAGAGCGAGAAAUAAGCUGAAUAUUUUUAAAACGGACAAAAACAAAAAACAAAUCUUGUUUCAUGUGAAGAGCACUGUGCUGAUAAUGUUAUGAACUCCCUGAAUGCUCUGAUAUUCAAACAUAGAGAACAAAAAUGUGUGUGAUGACAUUUAACUUAAGAGGUCUCCUCAUGUAGGCAUCGUAAGUAUGUCAAUAAUAAUAUCUGUGCUUCAUGAAGCUACAUAGCGCCAUUGAUAUGCCUGUCAUAGAAGUGCCAUAGAAGUGUCUUAGAGGGUGUUGCGCUGUGAUUACAUGUUGAUUGCAUGUUGUCUGAACAUAAAGUAGGCAUUUCUACGUAAGGCAUUAAUGAAUGGUGUGGUGCAGCUCUCUGUAUAGCAGUUUAGUAACAAGGGUUCAAGCAAAGUGUUCCGGCAUGGAUAAUAUAAUGUACGUCUACAUACAGUUACGGUAUAGUCGUGAAGUGCUCCACCAACCAACUCGAUGACCUGUUGUUUUGUUAAAUGUGAGAACUGAAGACCAGAGCAGGGAGUGUGUCUGUGUGUGUGGCUUGCUAAGCCAGACUGCUUUGGGUUCUGUACUCUUUCUCUAUCAGUCACCUGUGCAAGCUGUGUUUGUACAGACAAUGUUAAGAGGAACUGAUGGGAAACUUAGUUUGCUUCUUUCCAAAAACCAAUAAAAGUUAUGAGCUGGACACACGUGUACGGAGCUCUCUUUUCUCUUUGCAACUCACAACGGAAGUGUUUUUCACCUCUCGAAUGCAGUUUAUUCAAUAUGUCCUCCACCCAUUUUGAGUUCUGAUGGACGGCACAGCACAUCAAGGUUGGCUGUAAUUACAUUGUCUUUUAAGCCUUCCUGCGAAUAAGCAGCUGUUUAUGAUUGUGUGCUAUGAGGGGUUGUCAAUCGGAGAUGUUACUGUAAUAUGAUUAGCCUUGUAGUUUAAUUCAAUGUCCUGUAUAUAUUUCUGUUUGCUUCGUUUAUAUUUCUAUGGAUAUAUUUGUUAUUUAAUCUAUUUGUGUUAUCCAAUGCACAGGAUACUGAAUAUGCAAUUGUUUAAUGUAAUGUACCGUACUAAUGAAAUGUUAUUAACGUAUGCAGGAUGACCUACUAUGCUAUCAAGAUUUUCAAUCAUUGUCAGUUUUCUUGGAAAUAAAGUAGGCGUAUCAAUUAUGUUUGA